GGGCCCCUCCCCCCUGCAGCCUGGCGCGCGCCGGCCGGGCCGCACCGCUGCGGGCUCCGCGCGCGCGGGCCAUGUCCGCCUUCUGCCUGGGCUUGGCCGGCCGCGCUUCAGCACCCGCGGAGCCGGACAGCGCCUGCUGCAUGGAGCUGCCCGCAGCGGCCGCGGACGCAGUCGGGAGUCCAGCCGCCGCCGCCGCCCUCAUCUCCUUCUCCGGGGGCUCCGGGGAGCUGGAACUGGCGUUAGAGGAGGAGCUGGCGCUGCUGGCGGCCGGGGAACGGCCGUCCGACCCCGGGGAGCAUUCUCAGGCCGAGGCCGGGCCUCCGGCCGAGGGGUCCGGACUGCAGCCGCCGCCCGCCCAGGAUCCCGAACUGCUGUCGGUGAUCCGGCAGAAAGAGAAGGAUCUGGUGUUGGCGGCCCGGCUGGGCAAGGCGCUGCUCGAGAGGAACCAGGACAUGAGCCGGCAGUACGAGCAGAUGCACAAGGAGCUGACAGACAAGCUGGAGCACUUAGAACAAGAGAAACACGAACUAAGAAGACGAUUUGAGAACCGAGAAGGGGAAUGGGAAGGGCGCGUGUCAGAGCUGGAGAGUGAUGUGAAACAACUUCAGGAUGAGUUGGAGAGGCAGCAGGUUCAUCUACGGGAAGCAGAUCGAGAAAAAACACGGGCUGUCCAGGAAUUAUCAGAACAGAACCAGAGGUUAUUGGAUCAACUCAGCAGGGCCUCAGAAGUUGAGAGACAGCUCUCCAUGCAAGUCCAUGCCCUCAGAGAAGACUUUCGGGAGAAAAACUCCUCGACUAACCAGCACAUCAUCAGGCUUGAAAGCCUUCAGGCUGAGCAGGUUCUUGAAAUCAAAAUGCUGUCGGAUCGGAAACGGGAGCUAGAGCAUCGUCUCAGUGCCACCUUAGAGGAAAACGACCUGCUCCAGGGGACUGUGGAGGAGCUACAGGACCGGGUGCUGAUCCUGGAGAGGCAAGGCCAUGACAAAGACCUCCAGCUGCACCAAAGCCAGCUGGAGCUCCAGGAGGUGCGGCUCUCCUACCGACAGCUGCAGGUGAAGGUGGAGGAGCUCACCGAGGAGAGGAGCCUGCAGAGCUCCGCCGCCACCAGCACGUCCCUCCUGUCCGAGAUCGAACAGAGCAUGGAGGCUGAGGAACUGGAGCAAGAGAGAGAACAGCUGAGACUGCAGCUCUGGGAGGCCUACUGCCAGGUCCGCUAUCUCUGCUCGCACCUCCGGGGGAACGACAGCGCUGACUCGGCCGUCUCCACGGACUCCUCGAUGGAUGAGUCUUCGGAAACCUCAUCUGCCAAGGAUGUGCCAGCCGGCAGCUUGCGCACGGCCCUCAGUGAGCUCAAGAGACUGAUACAGAGUAUUGUGGAUGGCAUGGAGCCCACGAGCUCCCGGAGAAUUGAUGAUGACUCCUUAGAAGAACAGAUAAGGCAGACCAGUGAGGACUCAAGAGCCCUAAGGGAACUCAUGGAGGGAGAGAGGGGUAAACUGAGGCAAAGCCUAGAGGAGCUGCAGCAACUCCACAGUCAGGUGACACUGCUGAGUGUGGAGAUGACUGCACUGAAGGAGGAGAGAGACCGACUCAGAGUGACGUCUGAGGACAAGGAACCAAAGGAGCAGCUUCAGAAGGCCAUCAGGGACCGGGAUGAGGCCAUUGCGAAGAAGAAUGCUGUGGAGCUGGAACUUGCCAAGUGCAAGAUGGACAUGAUGUCACUGAACAGCCAGUUGCUGGAUGCCAUUCAGCAGAAACUGAACCUCUCACAGCAGCUUGAGGCGUGGCAGGAUGACAUGCACAGGGUCAUUGACCGGCAGCUGAUGGACACGCGCCUGAAGGAGCGGAGCCGGCCUGCUGCCGCCCUCUCGGGGGCCCGGGGCGCGGGGCGCGGGGACGAGCCCAGCACCACCGAAGGCAAACGGCUCUUCUCGUUCUUCAGGAAAACUUAGGCUGGGAGGAGUCAGGCCAGCAAGGACGGGCGACUUUGGACUAGAGGUGACUGAAAUGGGGUGCUUGCACGAGGGCUCCCCUGGGCCAGCUCGGCGGCCGCACUGCCCACCUACACCGGGGCCGAGUCGUCUGGGAGGGCCCACUCGGCCUCUGAAAGCUGCCCUCAGCAGAGGGACAGGCGGCAAGCCCUGUCCCCACUGCCAGGCCACACCCAGCCUGGGCUUCCUCCGGAUCCGCUGUCGUUGAGCGGGGCUCAGGCUGUUUCCAGAGCGGGCCCUUGCUUGGGCUCUGCCACUCAGACCCAGUGGAUCACAGCCCACCCCGCCCACCCCUCAGUGGCUCCCGAAUCCAACCCCAGGCACUGCUGCGCCCCCCCCCCCCCAAUUUUAGAAUACGGGGAACAGAAGGAAUGGAGGCUGUUCUCUGCAUGCCUCAGGAGGCUGUCGUGGCCCCCAGCUGGCCUGAGCUGCGGGGGCCUGGUGCCUACAGGACACCGGGCCCAUGGCUAAGCCUCCGUCUCUCCCCACCACCCCCCCCACCCAGCCUCUGGCCCAGGGAGUAAAGGGGGAAGCGGCUCCUCACCCACGUGCAUGCACCUCUGCCCAGAGCACCUCUGCGGCAGGAGGCCCAGCCUGCAGGGCCCAAUGGCCGGGGGCUCUCCUCUCACACUCGGCCUGGAUGGGCCUCAGCGGGGCUUGGCUGAUGCCAUCCCGAGCUCAGGAGGAAGGGCCCUGCCCUGCUGGCCGCCACUGUUCUUCCUCCCUGGCCUCCAGGCCAGCCAGUGUUCUCAUGGGCCCUCUGCAGGCUUUAGCCAAUCCAGCCCUUUCCCCAUCAUGGGGCCAGAGCAAGGAGGGGGUCUCCUCCUCUUCCGGGGGCCCCCUGCUCCCCUCACACAUACAAGGUGUUGGCUCAGCCGAGCGAGUCCAGGCCACAAUGGCCCCAGAGGGGUCUGCAGUCAGCCACCUCCACCUCAAGGGCAUCACUGGCACCACAGGGCGUCUGCCUCCAGAUACUGCCCGCCAGGCCUGCAGAAGGAUGAAUCCUGCAGCCUGCUGCUUCUGCUCCUUCCUCAGCAGCCAUCCCACCUUCUCUGCUGAGGCCCUCACUCAGAGGCACCCCGGGCUGAGUCAGCCCGCAAGCUGCUUUACAAAGGAUCAUCUCCCUCCCGCACACGGGAAAAGCACAGCAGGGACGAGCAGAAAGAAUGUACCUAUAGAUAUGUACAUACCACAGUGCUGUAAUUUUGUAUGUAGCAAUCAUGUAAAUACAUGUAUGGAUUUUAUAAUAUACAUAUUCUAUAUAAAUCUAUAAAGGCAUAUUUUUAGAAAAACAGCGCACCACUGCUUCUUUUGAAAAUAGUCUAAGAAUAAAAUGAAUUUCUACAGA
Molecule: messenger RNA, 3339 nt
Organism: Leopardus geoffroyi (Geoffroy's cat)
Lineage: Eukaryota; Metazoa; Chordata; Mammalia; Carnivora; Felidae
Gene: BICDL1
Product: BICD family like cargo adaptor 1
Exons: 11
Coding region: 72-1952 (626 amino acids)
Biological process (GO): Golgi to secretory granule transport; vesicle transport along microtubule
Source: RefSeq, a predicted model, not a curated record